This is a messenger RNA of Lathyrus oleraceus (garden pea), 2616 nucleotides long. Its product is annotated as somatic embryogenesis receptor kinase 2. Gene Ontology annotation, molecular function: protein binding; ATP binding; protein kinase activity. Lineage: Eukaryota; Viridiplantae; Streptophyta; Magnoliopsida; Fabales; Fabaceae. The transcript is spliced from 11 exons. Bases 449 to 2332 code for a protein of 627 amino acids. The record is from RefSeq and is a predicted model, not a curated record. Gene Ontology annotation, biological process: protein phosphorylation.
UUUCGGGCAGCGGUCACCACCGUUCGGGCACUUUCACGCCUCCAUCAAACAGAUAACAAUUUACACUCUCUCACCACCCGAAAGAGAAACUGUGUCUACUCUCUAGUGUCUACCUUUCUUUUUCAGAAACUCAAAACAUUUUCCUUUUUAUUUUUAUAAAAAUUUCACUCUAAAUUAAAUAUUUAUAGUUUUAAUUCACACUGGGGAAAACAGAAAUGCUGUGAUACUUUUUGGUUUUUAAUAAAAAAGUUUAUUUUUAUUUUUUGGUAAUAAAAAAGGUGAUUUUUGACUAGAUCGGGUUCUGAGUGUAGUGUGAGAUUUGGGGGUUAGGGUUUAUGCUCAUUUUGAUUUUUGUGGCGGUGCUGGUGGUGGAGGUGGAGGUUUCUGAUGGUUUAUUCUAGUGUUAGUUUUUGUUUGGAUCUGAGGUUAUUUACUACAUAAUAUUCUAAUGGAGACAAAGUUAUGCGCUUUUGCUUUUAUUUCGGAGGUUUUGUUUUUGUUGCUUCUCAAUCCACUAUGCUUGAUUUCUGCUAACAUGGAAGGUGAUGCUUUACAUAAUUUACGGACAAAUUUACAAGAUCCUAACAAUGUUCUGCAGAGUUGGGAUCCUACACUUGUUAAUCCUUGCACAUGGUUUCAUGUAACCUGCAACAAUGAUAAUAGUGUCAUUAGAGUGGAUUUGGGAAAUGCUGCUUUAUCUGGCACACUUGUUCCACAGCUUGGUCAACUCAAGAAUUUGCAGUAUCUGGAGCUUUACAGUAAUAACAUUACCGGUCCUAUUCCAAGUGACCUGGGGAAUCUUACUAACUUGGUGAGCUUGGAUCUGUACCUAAAUAAGUUCACUGGCCCUAUCCCAGAUUCAUUGGGCAAGCUGUCGAAAUUGCGUUUUCUCCGGCUUAAUAACAACAGCUUGAUGGGUCCUAUUCCCAUGUCACUGACUAAUAUUUCAGCUCUCCAAGUUCUGGAUUUGUCUAAUAACCAACUCUCAGGUGUGGUUCCCGAUAAUGGCUCCUUCUCAUUAUUCACUCCGAUCAGUUUUGCAAACAACUUGAAUCUAUGCGGACCAGUCACUGGGCACCCUUGUCCAGGCUCUCCACCGUUUUCUCCGCCUCCUCCUUUUGUCCCUCCACCCCCAAUUUCUGCCCCAGGAACUGGAGGUGCAACUGGAGCGAUAGCUGGAGGAGUUGCUGCUGGUGCUGCUCUAUUAUUUGCCGCGCCUGCAAUUGCAUUUGCAUGGUGGCGUCGAAGGAAGCCACAAGAAUUUUUCUUUGAUGUUCCAGCUGAAGAGGAUCCUGAAGUUCAUCUUGGGCAGCUCAAGAGGUUCUCACUACGAGAGUUGCAAGUUGCAACCGAUACUUUCAGCAAUAAAAACAUUCUUGGAAGAGGAGGGUUUGGUAAGGUGUACAAAGGACGUUUGGCAGACGGCUCACUCGUUGCUGUCAAAAGAUUGAAAGAAGAGCGGACACCUGGUGGGGAGCUUCAGUUUCAGACUGAAGUAGAGAUGAUCAGCAUGGCCGUGCAUAGAAACCUCCUCCGGUUACGUGGGUUUUGUAUGACACCAACCGAAAGGUUACUUGUUUAUCCCUACAUGGCUAAUGGAAGUGUUGCCUCCUGUUUAAGAGAGCGUCCUCCACAUCAAGAACCACUAGAUUGGCCGACAAGGAAAAGAAUAGCUUUGGGAUCAGCAAGAGGUCUUUCAUAUUUGCAUGAUCAUUGCGACCCAAAGAUCAUUCAUCGUGAUGUGAAGGCUGCUAACAUAUUGUUGGAUGAGGAGUUUGAGGCGGUUGUCGGGGAUUUCGGAUUGGCAAAACUUAUGGAUUAUAAGGACACCCAUGUGACAACUGCUGUACGUGGUACAAUUGGGCAUAUAGCUCCCGAGUACCUAUCUACUGGCAAAUCUUCAGAGAAAACUGAUGUUUUUGGUUAUGGUAUCAUGCUUCUUGAGCUUAUCACUGGACAAAGAGCUUUUGACCUUGCCCGGCUUGCAAAUGAUGACGAUGUUAUGCUGCUUGAUUGGGUAAAAGGACUUCUGAAAGAGAAGAAGCUUGAAAUGUUGGUUGAUCCCGAUCUUCAAACCAACUACAUAGAAGCGGAGGUAGAACAGUUAAUCCAGGUUGCGCUGCUCUGCACGCAAGGUUCGCCUAUGGACCGGCCUAAGAUGUCAGAAGUGGUGAGAAUGCUUGAAGGGGACGGGUUGGCAGAAAGAUGGGACGAGUGGCAAAAAGGGGAAGUUCUACGGCAAGAAGUGGAACUGGCACCUCAUCCCAAUUCUGAUUGGAUUGUUGACUCUACUGAAAAUCUACAUGCAGUUGAAUUAUCUGGUCCAAGGUGACCCUGUCACAGUAGUAAUGAAUGGAAUUAUUUGUGACUUAUUUUUUUUAACUAAAAGUUUUCUCACUUUUUUCACUUUUUUUUGGUUCCUUCAAGUACCAUAUCCUAAUUACAGCUCUUGUAAGUCCACUGCAUUAUAUUCAAUUACAUUUGUGCAUAGGGGUCGCUUUGUCAAGUUUCAAUUUGUAUCAUCUGCUGCUGUUUGAUGAAGUGAUGUUUACUUAGAUGAAUAUUUUUGUACACCCUUGUUUCAUGCUUGUUCAAUCUUCUAUCAAAUUAUGAUAA